Molecule: messenger RNA, 2241 nt
Organism: Chionomys nivalis (European snow vole)
Lineage: Eukaryota; Metazoa; Chordata; Mammalia; Rodentia; Cricetidae
Gene: Ccdc181
Product: coiled-coil domain containing 181
Exons: 6
Coding region: 137-1663 (508 amino acids)
Molecular function (GO): microtubule binding
Source: RefSeq, a predicted model, not a curated record
CGGAUGAAGACCGAAGAGACGCGCCGUUGCCAUGGCAGCCGGGUGCUGGUUGCAUCAGGAGCCAGCCCGGGGGUGUCACCCUUGCCUCAUCAGAGCUUAGAAAAGGAGAGAGCAUUGUUCAUUGACAAGUGGAAAAAUGGAUGAAAGUAAAUCAAUAGAUUCAAAAGAAAGUGGGGAAUAUGAGGAUGACUUUGAGAAGGACCUGGAGUGGUUGAUCAAUGAUAAAGAAAAAAGUAAUGGCAGCAUAAUAGAGAUGGCUUGCAAGAAGGAAGACGAUCUUGACCAGGAAUUAAAAGAGGAUGAACCAGAAACAGAACACAGCCAACAGCUCUCUGAUCCAGACAAACCCCUAAAGGACGAGGCCUCCCUCAGAAGAAAUGACUUCAUUUCCGUCCCAAGCAUUCAGCCGUUGGAUCCCAUAUCAGACUCAGACAGUGAGAACUCCUUCCAGGACUUCAAACAGGAAAAUCAGAGAGAGCUGGAGGAAGAAGAGGACGAGGAAGUAAGGAGAUAUAUUAUGGAGAAAAUUAUAGAGGCGAACAAGAUCCUACAGAAUCAAGAGCCUGUGAAUGAUAAAAGGCAGCGAAAACUGAAGUUCAAGGACAAGUUAGUUGAUUUAGAAGUCCCACCGUUAGAAGACAGCGACACUUGCAAAACUUUCUCAGAAAACGAAAACAAUAUGUCUGGAAAACUGUCUCAGCUAUGCCUUUCUGGUGAAGUAGGACAAGAGAAAGUGCUCCUGUCAGUUCCUGACAGCAGCUGUGAAGAAAACGAUAGGAAGAUACUGGUAGAGAGAGACGGGAAGUUUGAACUUAUGAAUUUACAAGACAUCGAGAGUCAGGGGUUUCUGCCUCCCAUUAAUAGUGCUAACAGUACAGACAGUGAAACCCCCCAGUUGCCGCUCAGGUCUCCCACCCCGUCUGCUGGUGUCAAGAAAGAAGAGCCUGCGGCAAAGGUUCACACUGUGGCUUUCUCCCCAACAGAGGAGCCACUGGCUCAAGUCCCUCAGCCACCACCCAACCCCAAGAUUCGUCCAAGCUCUGCUGUCAACCCAGAUCUAAAUAAAAGAAGCAGGAGAUCUAAUCACAGGAUACAGUCUGCCAAUGUCUCUCCAGUGACCUCAACGUAUUGUCUGUCGCCACGGCAGAAAGAACUCCAAAAGCAGCUAGAACGGAAGAGAGAAAAGCUAAAGAGGGAGGAAGAACAACGCAAAAUAGAGGAAGAGAAUGAGAAGAAGAAAGAGAAUGAGAUGGUGUUCAAAGCAUGGCUACAGAAGAAAAGAGAGCAGGUCAUCGAGAUGCGGAGAGUCCAGCGGGCGAAGCAGAUCGAAGACAUGAACAGCAGGCAGGUGAACCGAGACCCACAAGCGGCCUUCCGAUUAUGGCUUAAGAAAAAGCACGAGGAGCAGAUGAGAGAAAGGAAGACAGAGGAGCUCAGGAAGCAGGAGGAGUGUUUGUUUUUCCUGAGAGGAACGGAGGGCCGUGAGAGGGCCUUUAAACAGUGGCUCAGAAGAAAACAGAUAGAAAAACUAGCCGAGCAACAGGCUGUCAAAGAGAGAGCCAGGCAGCUCCGGUUGGAAGCACGGCGCUCCAAGCAGCUACAGAGCAACCUGUACAACAUGCCCGAAGCCAAGUCUUUCCGCUUUACUGACCACUACAACUGAAGCUGUCUGGGAAAGCCUGUAUUGGAAGGUUCUGUCACCAGAGUUUUAGAUGUCAUUUCCCAUGGAGCCUGUGUUUCGACAAUACUCAAAAUUACAGAGUGAGAUUUGUCUUUUGGUAAUGCUGAUGGUGAAUUUUUAUUGUCUUCACACUAGCACAAAAUAAACGUCUCUCACAGUGUUGAGUGUGUUGUGCUGCCUUGUAGUCUGUUCAGCAAACUGAACAAUGAAGGGACUCUGUGUUCUACCUCUAAACUGUAUUAACAUUGCUACCCAGAAGGCCAGAAGAAAGCAUACAUUUCCAUUCCUAGUUCCUGCGAUCAUUUAAAAUAUCGCAAUAGAGGGACAGCAACAUGGCUGUCGAUAAAGUCACUUGUCACCAAGUCCGAUGACCUGAGUUCAAUCCCUGGACUCCACAUGGUGGAAAGAGAACUAGCUCCUGCCAGCUGUCCUCUGACCUCCAAAUACGCAGUGGAGCACACGUCCUACAUCCCUACCACAAACUAAGUAAAUGUAAUAAACAUAUAAAUCUUUCAGUAGAAUAUGUCGGAAUGACAAGUUUCUAUCCAGACUUUACACAA